Molecule: messenger RNA, 1764 nt
Organism: Cooperia oncophora
Lineage: Eukaryota; Metazoa; Nematoda; Chromadorea; Rhabditida; Trichostrongylidae
Source: the annotation of a GenBank genome assembly
AUGUUCCUUUCUAUACUCAAUCACACUAUUGAUCAGUUCGUACCCUGGGCUCUCGUCUAUCCGAAUAAGCGCAAUCUACCUGAAUACUUACGUAACAUGUUUGAACAUAAAGAAUGCUUGUUUCAAUAUGCGAAAAUGACCGGCGAUUGGGUUGAGUACAACAGAUUCUCCUCAGCUUUCACCAAAAGACUUAUGAAAUUCAACAGAAAUGUAGAAAAGAAAAUUGUUGAAGCUAAGGACAAGCAGCGUUUUUUCAGAUUCAUGAGAUCUAGGCUGCGCGAGAAAUCUCAAUUUACGGAUUUAAGAGAACGACUCGUCGAACUUCAAGAAGGACUCAGAAGAACAUUUUUGGACAUCCUCGCAGUUACGGAGCUACGAUGGAAAGGAACAGGGAGUAUAGACCUCGAAGACUCAGAUUAUAAAUUCUUCCAUGCUGGGCCUGAAGACACACAAGGACCAUCUGGAACCGGUUUUUUCGUGAGUCGCCGCCUUCUUCCUUUCGUGGAUGCUUUUUCAAGAGAAAACGACAGAAUGUCUCGUUUGGAUGUACGAUUUGAUGCGAAUUUGUAUCGGUUUUUGGCGGUAUAUGUACCCCCUUCAGCAAGUUCCACAGCAGAAGACGACGAACAAUAUUGUGCACAUGUCGAAAACAUUCAAGCCAUCAUACUUGACUCCGCAAACAAGUAUACACCAUGCGGAGUAAGACCGACGUCGAAAAUGAUGCACGAUACGUCGAAAAUACAUCCAAUCAUAUUGGGCGAUUUUAAUGCACAUUUAGGGAAGAAGACAAAUGACAUGGAAAGUUCUCUUGGAAGGCAUACGUACGAUAGUUGUCGAAAUACACGAGGGCAAAUACUUGUAGACUUCUGCGAAGAACUACAACUUCGGGCAGCUGCCACGUUUUUCAAGACCAGGAAUGGACGAAAGUGGACCUGGAGAUCUCCGAACGGGAAGACUUUUAGCUGUAUCGACCAUAUAUUUGCAUGCCGUCACCUUCGUUUCAACAGUAUCAGAACAGGAUCGAUACAGUUUGAAACUGAUCAUCGGCUUCUACGAGGAAUUUUAGAGAUACACAGCUGCACUACCAGAAUGAGAAAGAGAACACGUUCGAAGUCUUAUCUAGACCGAGACGCUUACCAGAUGGAACUGGCCAGAAUUUGUCCUCGAACCAUUCAAGAUCCAUCGAAUCGUUAUCGAGAAAUAUGCAGGUAUAUCAGGAACGCGGCAUCUGUGGCUACAAGACGUACCCAAGCUCGCCACUACCUUUCCACUGACACCCUAUCACUAAUGAGACAGCGACAGCAACUGAAGAGAGAGAUGAAUACGCUAACAGACCGAGUAGCAUACAUCGAAACUUGCAAAUUGCUGAGAAGGAUGAUAAGAAACGAUAUUCGUUUACAUCAUCGUGAUCUUGUUCAGAAAGCGAUUGCUACUGGUGGAAGCUUGAAGAUGGUGCAAAGCCAAAUGUCAGUUGGUCGGCGACAACCGACUCAGCUGCGCGACAAGAAAGGGAAACUAUGUGUGUCGAGGAACGAAAUCAAAGAAGUUAUAAGGGAGUAUUAUGACCAGCUGUACACAUCGCAAAGCAUGGUGCCCUACACACAAUGGAAGAAAGACGAUGAUGAUUGUGCACCAAUCCUCCCGAGCGAGGUAGAAACAGCUUUGAAGAACACAAAUGCCAGGAAAACUCCAGGACACGAUCUUAUAACGACGGAAAUGUUGCAGUGGGAUAAUGGCAAGAACAACGGCAACGAUCUUCUAUAG